Talaromyces rugulosus is the source of this 1851-nucleotide messenger RNA. RefSeq lists its product as uncharacterized. NCBI's taxonomy places the organism in Eukaryota, Fungi, Ascomycota, Eurotiomycetes, Eurotiales, Trichocomaceae. The record is from RefSeq and is a predicted model, not a curated record. Bases 1 to 1851 code for a protein of 616 amino acids. Gene Ontology annotation, molecular function: metal ion binding; acid phosphatase activity. The transcript is spliced from 4 exons.
AUGAAGGCCACCACUGCCUCGCUGCUGCUCGCCGCGCUUUCUGCGACAACCACCUCCGCCGCCCCCGUCGUGGACGAGACCUAUCCGUACACAGGACCAGCUGUACCUGUUGGCGACUGGGUCGAUCCGUCUGUCAAUGGCAAUGGCAAGGGCUUUCCGCGCCUUGUCGAGCAGCCCGCCGUCAAGCCCGCCAAGAAGCACCCUACCAACAACGUGAACGUCAUCUCGCUUUCCUAUCUGCCCAACGGUAUCAACAUCCACUAUCAGACGCCGUUUGGCCUCGGCAAGGCUCCCAAGGUUAGCUGGGGCACCAACCCGAGGAAACUUGACAAGGUGACCAAGGGAUACUCUCAUUCGUAUGAUCGUACUCCGUCGUGCUCUGAAAUCGCCGCCGUCACCCAAUGCAGCCAAUUCUUCCACGAGGUUCAAUUACACAACCUCAUGCCCAGCACUACUUACUACUAUCGCAUUCAUGCUGCCAAUGGCACAACCGAGUCUGAUGUAAUGAGCUUUGUGACUGCUCGUCCGGCGGGAACUUCUGGUCAAUUCACCGUCGCCGUACUGAAUGAUAUGGGAUACACCAAUGCUCAGGGGACCUUCCGAGAACUUCAGCGCAUGGUCGACGAAGGAGCCUCCUUUGCCUGGCAUGGAGGCGAUCUCUCAUAUGCGGAUGAUUGGAUGAGCGGUGUCUUGCCCUGUGAAGACUCGUGGCCGGUUUGCUACAACGGAACCAACACCGAGCUCCCCGGUGGCGGACCGAUUCCAGACGAAUACAAGGUGCCUUUGCCGGCUGGCGAAAUUGCCAACCAAGGUGGUCCUCAAGGUGGUGACAUGAGUGUGUUGUAUGAAUCCAACUGGGAUUUGUGGCAGCAAUGGAUUUUGAAUGUGACUACCAAGAUCCCGUACAUGGUUCUGGCUGGUAACCAUGAAGCCUCCUGCGGCGAGUUUGAUGGACCUGGCAACCCUCUUACGGCUUACCUGAACGACGACGAGGCCAACUCUACUGCCGCCAAGUCUGGGCUUAACUACUACAGCUGCCCGCCUUCGCAGAGAAACUUUACUGCUUUCCAGCACCGUUUUGGGAUGAUUGGCGAGGAGUCCGGUGGUGUUGGCAAUUUCUGGUAUUCUUUCGACUAUGGUCUGGCUCAUUUCAUUACUCUCGACGGCGAGACGGAUUUUGCCGACAGCCCCGAGUGGCCAUUGGCUAGAGACAUCAAGGGUGACGAAACUCAGCCUAAGGAAAACGAAACCUACAUCACUGACAGUGGCCCGUUUGGCAACGUUGACGACGACAAGUUCGAUGAAAACACCGCCUACGAGCAGUACCAGUGGCUCAAGAAAGACUUGGCCAAGGUCGAUCGCUCAAAGACUCCAUGGGUCAUUGCGAUGAGCCAUCGUCCAAUGUAUUCGUCCCAGUCUUCGUCUUAUCAGGAAAAAAUCCAAGCUGCUUGGCAGGACCUUUUCCUGGAGCACGGAGUCGAUGUCUACCUCGCUGGGCAUAUCCACUGGUAUGAACGUUUGUUCCCACUUGGAAUUAACGGAACUAUCGACCAAAAGUCGAUUGUCAAUAACCAUACCUACUACACCAACCCCGGCAAAUCCAUCACCCAUCUCAUCAACGGCAUGGCUGGCAACAUUGAGAGCCACACCACCUUGAGCGAUGGCGAAAAGGUCGAUAACAUCACGGCCGUUCUGGACCAGGUCCACUUUGGCCUGAGCAAGCUCACAUUUUAUAACGAGACUGCGUUGAAGUGGGAGUUUAUUCGUGGUGACGACGGGUCUGUUGGCGAUUAUCUGUACUUGUUGAAGGACAAGUCGCCCACGCCCCCUGACACGUGCGAGCGGGACUAA